Messenger RNA from Loa loa (African eye worm), 678 nucleotides. RefSeq lists its product as hypothetical. Lineage: Eukaryota; Metazoa; Nematoda; Chromadorea; Rhabditida; Onchocercidae. The transcript is spliced from 5 exons. The annotation marks the transcript as partial. The record is from RefSeq and is a predicted model, not a curated record.
AAAAAUCGAAAAAAUUACUACAUCUAUCAUUUAUUCCAUACUCGUCAACUUACCACAUAUAUUUUAGUUUUAUCAUAUAGUUUUUUGGCAGCAAGUAUGAUAAAUUAUGGCAUGCUAUUUAGUAUGGAAAAAUUACCCGGCUCAAUUUACACAAAUAAUAUUAUGCUUGGCUUAAUAAGAUAUGGUGUAAAUAUUGCUUCAGCAUUUACCGAUUACACACAACGAUGGUUUGGUCGAAGAGUAGCUCAUACAAUACCAUUAGCAUUAACAUCAAUUGGAUUUAUUAUUCAUUUCAUUAUUAUUUGUUCAGAUAACACUAAGUUGGAAAUUCUUUCACGAAUCGCAACACUAAUGGCAUUUGCAAUGAUGAGUCAGGUUUAUAUAAUAACCGGUAUGUCCGGAAAUGAACUAUUUCCGACACCAUUACGUAGUAUGUGCUUUUCGUUCCUACAAGUUGUUGGUCGUAUCGGUGUUGUUUUCGCUCCUCAGUUAUUUUUUCUGGCUGACCUUUGGACAGCAGCGCCUUUUGUAGCAUUAAUUCUAUUUGCAUUGUCCGACUUGAUACUCUAUCUCAUUUUCAUUCCGGAAACAAAAAAUCAACCACUUCCUGAACGUUUGUCAACUUUGGCCAAUCCGAUGUCGUCACAACUUCCGUCUGAACAACUGAUGAAUUUGUGA